Procambarus clarkii (red swamp crayfish) is the source of this 2254-nucleotide messenger RNA. Its product is annotated as probable basic-leucine zipper transcription factor I. Lineage: Eukaryota; Metazoa; Arthropoda; Malacostraca; Decapoda; Cambaridae. The record is from RefSeq and is a predicted model, not a curated record.
CUUAGGAUGCUGCUCCGGAUGCUGGUGUUGACAGGCUUGGUGGGGUCAGCACUCCCGCUCCUUCCUCCGCCCCCCUCCGACGCUGUCCUCAAGAAGUACUCGUUUCUUAAGAUAAUGACGGACUGUAUUGGGGAGGCGUCAGUCACGGACUGGAUACAGCAGCUGCGCUCAGCGUGCGUCAAGUGUUACGACGACCCGACCUCCGACAUCGCCCCGGACUUCCACGACAUUUUGGAACAGCUUCGUCUCAACUCAUACCGGCGUCCAAUAUACGUGCCCGUGCCUGUGUACGAGCCUCUCCAGCAGCCCCCGUACGGCCAGCUGCCUCAGUACGGCCAGCCACAGCUGCCCCAGUUCGGCCAGCCACAGCUGCCCCAGUACGGCCAGCCAAAGCCACCUCAGCAGUUCCAGCCCCAAUAUAAUCAGUCCCAGCUGAGCCAGCUGAGCCAGUCCCACUACAAGCAGCCACCCAGGCAUGGUCAGCUGGGUAAACAAAGCCAGUUGCCGCAACCCCAGUACAUCCAGCUGUCGCAACCCAGCCAGCUGCAGCAACAGGACCAGGGCCAGCGGCCGCAGCACAGCCAGGUGGUUAAGCAGGAGCAGCUGCAGUUCCCGCAGGUGCACACGGUACCUCACCCCGUCCAGUACACUCCGUUCCAGUCCCCGAGGCCAAUCAGAUCCAAGCGCGAGGCGGCAAGGAGCACGGAGACCAUCAAGCUGCUGAAGGAGAGACUCACCACCAAGAUCAGCAACAUCACCUGCGUCCUCAGGGAGCUCAAGUUGCUGGGCACCAACAACCUCCCCAACUACGCCUACAUCGGGCAGGAGCUGCUGACUCUGGACAUCGACGACGGCCUCAAGGCGGACCUGGGAGAGGCGCUGGAGACCUGCCGAGACUUCUCCCUCUGUCUUCCUCACCACAAGGCUAAACAUCCCGUCAACAAGGAGCUGGGCACCACCAUGGCCUUCCUCAGGUGUAUGGCCAAGAAGAAGGUGGCGGCGUGCAUGAGGGCCGACUUUUACAAGCAGGCUGAGAAGAUGGGUUGGGAAGACCCCGACGACUCCUUCCUGGUGGGCUCCGACCUCCUGGCCGGCAGCGACGACCCUCACACACUCAUGGACAACAUCCAGAACAUGAUCAUCGUCGGGGCGGAGUUGGAAUUUUAGGUGACCAUUUGACUCAAAAGUUGCUGGGAAGGGUGUGCAUCUUAUGGUAGGGGCGUGGCCCUCUAAGGUGAAGGCGUGGUUCCUCCAAGGUGGGGGCGUGGUUUCUCUAAGGGGGCGUGGUCAGUCAGCGGGUGAACAAUAUAUAUGCCAGAAGGGACGAGGUCUGGAGACACUACACAGAAUUAGCUCGUGUUAAAAUCACUGAACAUUACAGUCAUGGGGUCAAGUGCAGAGACGGCUGACAGGAGACGUGUUGGCGCUAGUGGAGCUGAGCAGCUGUGACUUAACAACCAAUAUGUAUAUAUGUGUGUGUAUAUAUACAUUACCUAUAUAUAUAUAUAUGUGUGUGUGUGUGUGUGUGUGUGUGUGUGUGUGUGUGUGUGUGUGUGUGUGUGUGUGUGUGUGUGAGCAAACAAAGAUCAAGAGCACUGAACUCAAUUAAUACAAAUGGACCACAUUAAAAACGAGAAGAUCAACUGAACGCUUCUAUUAUUUACAUAAUCAUUGUGAGAGUCGGACUUUGACAAUGAUCAUGUAAAGAACCAAAAGCGCUCAGUGGAACUUCUUGAUCUGUUGGUAGCAGUCUUUCUUGUAGAUGUGUUAAUAAAUAUGAGAGAGUGAGUGAGAGGAAUGAUUGUAGUCUUCUAAUCUAAAUCUAAACGAAUCUUCUCUGUAUUUCAUGUUUUUCUUCACCUAAGAAGGAAGCUGAUAGGUUAACUCUCCAACAUUGUGUUUCGUUGAUCUGGUCAACAUCUUCAAAGUGGAUACAAUUUAGCUGAAGCAAGCGAAUAUAUAACCGAGAUCGAGGUCAUAUAAUUAGAAAGCAAUGCUGAACCGCUGUUCUCCCACACGCCACUGGGGGUCUCUCUCAUGACCAUUUUGUUUAGCUGUUGACCAAUAUAUUAUACCUGGAUUCUAUUAUAUGGUUCGCCUGUUGAAAGAUGAUGUAACUGGUGUAUCUUAGCGUGUAGAGACCGACUCAUCUUGCUGUGUAGCGAUCAUGGGCGGCCUUGGUCGUACCGCAUAAACAACACUCUUUAUAACUCUAAAAAUGCUAAAAACUUAAUAAAAUUAAAUAAAAUCCUAA